Messenger RNA from Protopterus annectens (West African lungfish), 2714 nucleotides. It is a transcript of the gene ACAD9, whose product is annotated as acyl-CoA dehydrogenase family member 9. Bases 12 to 1925 code for a protein of 637 amino acids. Gene Ontology annotation, molecular function: acyl-CoA dehydrogenase activity; flavin adenine dinucleotide binding. The record is from RefSeq and is a predicted model, not a curated record. The transcript has 18 exons. Lineage: Eukaryota; Metazoa; Chordata; Ceratodontiformes; Protopteridae.
UGGAUUAAUUCAUGUCAUUUCUAUCAACUAUGCUCCCUUUAGUACAGGCAUUCAAAAGUCUCAGGUUAGGAUGUCGGUUAACAGGUUUUCCUUUGAGACUGUUAACAUAUGGUUGCCGUAAUGUUGAAUUUUACAGAAGUAGAAGAUUUUUUAAAACUCAGUGUAGGAGUUUGGCAUAUGCAAAAGAUCUGUUUAUUAGGAAACUUAAUAAGGAGGAAGUAUUCCCAUUUCCACAAAUAAGUAAUGAAGAAUUAGAGGAACUCAAACAGCUUGUUGCUCCAGUGGAGAAAUAUUUUAAUGAAGAAGUUGACUCCCAAAAGAUUGACCAGGAUGCACAAAUUCCUGUGGAAACCAUGAAAGGAUUGAAGGAGCUUGGACUCUUCGGUAUGCAGAUCCCAGAAGAGUUUGGUGGGCUUGGUCUGUCAAACACAAUGUAUGCACGCUUAGGAGAAAUUAUUGCCUUAGAUGGUGCUAUUGCUGUUACUCUGUCAGCACAUCAAGCUAUUGGACUCAAGGGUAUACUUAUUGCUGGAAAUGAAGACCAGAAAGCCAAGUAUUUACCGAAACUAGCAUCUGGAGAACAUAUUGCUGCUUUUUGCCUUACAGAACCAGGGAGUGGAAGUGAUGCUGCAUCCAUUCAGACCCGGGCAACUCUGAGUGAGGAUGGAAAACAUUAUAUUCUUAAUGGGUCAAAGAUUUGGAUAUCAAAUGGUGGUAUUGCUGAUAUAUUCACAGUGUUUGCUCGGACAGAGGUGAUUGAAGAUGGUAAAACAAAAGACAAAAUUUCUGCAUUUAUUGUUGAGAGAGCAUUUGGUGGUGUUACCAAUGGAAAGCCAGAAGAUAAAUUGGGCAUACGAGGCUCUAACACUUGCGAAGUUAAUUUUGAGAAUACCAAGGUACCAAUAGAAAAUAUAAUUGGAGAAGUAGGCGGUGGAUUUAAGGUUGCAAUGAAUAUUUUGAACAGCGGAAGAUUUAGCAUGGGUAGUACAUCUGCUGGAAUGAUAAAGAAACUAAUUGAAUUGACAGCAGAAUAUGCCUGCACCAGAAAACAGUUCAACAAGCGACUUAGUGAAUUUGGGCUGAUCCAGGAAAAAUUUGCUACAAUGACUCAGAUGGCUUACGUAAUGGAAAGCAUGGCAUACCUCACUGCAGGGAUGAUGGACCGACCUGGAGUGCCUGAUUGUUCAGUAGAAGCAGCUAUGGUUAAGGUUUUCAGCUCAGAAGGAGCAUGGAACUGUGUUAGUGAAGCCUUGCAGAUCCUAGGAGGGCUAGGAUACAUGAAGGAUUACCCUUAUGAAAGAUACCUGCGAGACUGCAGAAUUCUAAUGAUUUUUGAAGGAACCAAUGAAAUUCUUCGGAUGUAUAUUGCCUUGACAGGCAUGCAGCAUGCUGGCAAACACCUGACAUCACGAAUUAAGGAGCUGAAGAAGGGUAAUGUCGGAGUGGCUUUUGAGCUGGUUGGAAAGAGACUUCGAGAUGCUAUGGGUCGGAAGGUAGAUUUUGGCUUGACUGGACUAGAUGGAGUAGCACAUCCCAGCUUGGAGGAAAGUGCAAAGUAUCUUGAAGAAAAUGUGUAUUAUUUUGGAUCAACAGUGGAAAAUUUGCUGUACAGGUUUGGCAAGACCGUCAUAGAUGAGCAGCUGGCAUUGAAACGAGUAUCAAAUGUCCUUAUAAAUAUUUAUGCUAUGACAGCUGUGAUUUCCAGAGCUAGCCGCUCUAUCUCCAUUGGUCUUCCCAAUCACGAUCACGAGGUACUUCUUGCCAACACUUUCUGCAAGGGGGCAUAUUUUCACAAUAAUUAUCAGAUGAUCCAGCUUGAAAAAAAUUCUCCUGAAAACAUAGAUGAAAACAUAAAGAAAAUUGCUGCACAAGUACUGGAGAAGAGGGCCUAUGUAUGUGCUCAUCCUCUUGAGAGAACAUUUUGAAAAUCAUACUGUUGAGUUUUGAUAAAUGUUAUGGAUGCAAAUGAUUACUGUGGACAAGAAAUGCCAAUUUAGAUUAACAUAAAAGUGGAGCUGGUGCUUUCAUCCAAGUGUAAAUAUGAAUUAAAUAUUAUUUUAAGUUCAGGUAAAGACAUUAUAAUGCUUCAUAUAAGAAGGGUGUAUGACAUCUGUGAAAAUUACUUUUGUGAUAUUUCUAACAUUUACUUAACUAGUCACCAUUUUACUUUAACUGAAUGUACUUUAACAUAUUUGACCCUCAUUAAAUUAAUUUUUAUAUUACUUACUCAACAGGAAAAUAUAUUUCUACUUCCUGAAGUAACCUGCAUAAUUGUAUAUGCUCAAAACUGACACAGUAGUAAUCAUAGAUAUAUAAAGCUGGACCUUUGCAUGUUAUCUAUUCUGUUAUUGCAAAGUUUUUCUUCAUCUUAUUUUCAGAUAGUGUUGUAGAAAUAUUUAAAUUCAAGUGUGUCUAAUAUGUUUCCAUUUGAUUUGAGAACCAGCAAGCUCUGCCUUAACCUAAAUUGUCAUUGUCAGUCUAGACAUGCAAAGUGUACUAAUUAUAUACUGUAAAUGAUUGUAGCAGUAAAUGAUUUAAGCCCUUGAGUCUCUACUGUAUGGAUUAUAUUGUUUGCUGUACUACAGUUAUAGCCUACACCAGGUCUACAGUAAUCCACAUCCAGUCAUGUGCUAAGAUGCCUUUGUAGAGCCUUUAAGGCUUACAGUACUGUACACUAUAAUUUGGUUGAAUAAAUUGAAAAAAUAAAAAUUGAA